Phragmites australis (common reed) is the source of this 1401-nucleotide messenger RNA. RefSeq names its product purple acid phosphatase 4-like. The coding region runs from base 58 to 1068 and encodes 336 amino acids. The record is from RefSeq and is a predicted model, not a curated record. NCBI's taxonomy places the organism in Eukaryota, Viridiplantae, Streptophyta, Magnoliopsida, Poales, Poaceae. Gene Ontology annotation, molecular function: ferric iron binding; acid phosphatase activity; ferrous iron binding. The transcript is spliced from 7 exons.
AGCCCAGCCCGGUCGUGGCACCUCAUCUCGUUCUUAGAUUGCUUCUGUUGCCGGCCUAUGGCGAAGGGCAGCAGCGCUGCCAUGGCCGCGGUGCUCGCCCUGCUCGCGGUGGUCGCGCCGGCCGCCGCGGAGCUCACCCGGCUGGAGCACCCGGCCAAGAACGACGGGUCGCUGAGCCUGCUCGUCGUCGGAGACUGGGGCCGGAAGGGCACGUACAACCAGUCCAGGGUCGCCGAGCAGAUGGGAAGGGUUGGGGAGCAGCUCGACAUCGACUUCGUCGUAUCCACCGGGGACAACUUCUACGAGAACGGCCUGACGGGCAUAGAUGACCAGGCGUUCGAGCAAUCGUUCACAGAUAUCUACACGGCGAAGAGCUUACAGAAGCCGUGGUACCUCGUUCUUGGAAAUCACGACUACAGGGGUGAUGUGCUUGCGCAGCUGAGCCCGGUCAUGCGAAAGAUCGACAGCCGAUUCAUCUGCAUGAGAUCGUUUAUUGUCAACGCAGAAAUUGUGGACUUCUUCUUUUUCGACACCACUCCAUUUCAACUGAAGUAUUGGACUCGUCCUAAAGAAAACCAUUAUGACUGGAGAGAAGUGGCACCUCGAGAAAAAUACAUAGCCAGUUUGCUGAAGGAUUUGGACGAGGCCAUGAAGAAAUCAACUGCAACGUGGAAGAUUGCCGUGGGCCAUCAUACCAUGAGGAGUGUCAGUGAACAUGGUGACACCAAGGAGCUUCUGCAGCUACUUCUUCCAGUCCUCCAGGCCAACGGCGCUGACUUCUACAUCAACGGGCAUGAUCACUGCCUGGAACACAUUAGCAGCAAAGACAGUCCAAUCCAAUACUUCACAAGCGGAGGCGGUUCGAAAGCAUGGAGAGGAACCUUCCAGCCAAACAAGGAUAACCUCGAGUUCUUUUAUGAUGGGCAAGGGUUCAUGUCCCUCAAGCUAGACCAGAACGAAGCUAUGUUCAACUUCUAUGAUGUCAAUGGGAAUAUGUUGUACCAAUAUUCACGGUCGAUCUUGAGACAAACAAACCACCUCCAGCCCUCCAGCUAUGUCGUCGACUAAUGAGGCAGAUGUAGAUCACCACUGGAGAAUAGAUCGGUUCAGCUAUCUCAUAUAUGUGUAAAAUUUUGAACGUGAUAUUGUGAUAAGGGGCAGAAAGUGGUCUAGAAAGGAGACGUUCUAGUAUUUUAGUGUGGCGCGUGGUUCAUCUGCCAAAGAAACAUUGAGUGGCUUCAAAAUUUCUACUAGAGGAUCAGAGAUUUUCAGAGUAAGUGUGCGAUGUCCACUGGUGUCUGAAAUCUUAAUCACAACGUACGAGUCAUUGGACAUCUAUUCAUGCAAUAUAUACUGUUUUAGGAAGAAAUAAAGAGGAGUAUCUAAAAGUAGUGAUUUCCA